Messenger RNA from Diabrotica virgifera virgifera (western corn rootworm), 2473 nucleotides. RefSeq lists its product as uncharacterized. Lineage: Eukaryota; Metazoa; Arthropoda; Insecta; Coleoptera; Chrysomelidae. The transcript is spliced from 5 exons. Bases 102 to 2393 code for a protein of 763 amino acids. The record is from RefSeq and is a predicted model, not a curated record.
UUUUAUAUUUCUGACAUUAUCAUCCAUAUUUUAUCAAAUAAUUACGUAGUAUUCUUCCAAUAUUUUAUUUUUGAGACAUAAAUUAGUAUUCAUCGACGAAAAUGGCUCAAAGUUCGACCAUCAUUACUCUAAGCCAAAUGUGCGAUGCUGCUCUUAACACUCCUGAGCUUGGAAUAGUGAAUUUUUCGUUGCUGCGUACGCUUCUUCAGGUUAUAAUAAAGCAGUUGAAUUUUUCUGAGACUAAAGUGGAAUAUAGAGGAUUGGAUAGCGAGAGAAUCCAGGCUUUUAUGGAAAAGGCGCAACCUGCCACUCAUUUGUACACUGAAUACUCAGUCACAGGCUCCAAAGACAUUCCCGAGCCCGACGACAACACGGUCGUUCUAGUAACGACGUCGCGAUCAUCAGCUACACCGCAAUUCACCGUGACCAUGAGCGCCGAUUACAUCGAUAGAAUGGAAAAAUCGAUCAAAAAGCUGCAGUCCAAAGUGAAAGAACUGGAAGAAUUGCCAGGAAAUAUGAAGCUCUACGAGGCGCUAGAGAAGCAGGAGGGGACUCCCAUUCUUGACAUGUUCCAAAUUUUGAACCUUCAGAAGAGGAUGGACGCUGUGGAUGGAAGCAUUGAAAAAUUGGCCUCGAUGUUGGAAGGCGCUGCUAAGAGUCAAUCUUUACAACUAGUUAGAGAUUCUCCUGAAGUAGACAGUGGCGCGCUAGCAGAUUUAGAGAGAAGAAUUAAACAGUUAGAAGAUCAGAUAGGUAGAAGAAGUACCAAAACCACUAGACGUUCCAAGGAAGCUCUUACCAAGCAACCCACAAAAGCGUCUUCCAAAGAAACAGCAUCAGAGAAAGAACGCACGUCGCUACCCUUAUCCGACGAAGAGAUAUUUACAGCAAUUAAAGAUUUAGAAAAAGAAGUUAACGCAAUAAAAGAAGUUUUGUAUACAGGUAGAGGAGGAGAGGUCGGACAAAUUGAUCCCAAGUCGCCCAAGGACGACUACGAGAUACCUUCUUAUCAACUCACUCCUGUUGCUGAUGCCCAACCGGUAGAAAUAAGAAUAAAGAAUUUGGAAUUCAAAAACACUGAGUUUAUAGAACAAAUGAAUUCCUUGGACAGCGGUUUUAGUCGUCUGGUGAAUGCUAUGCAAGGUCGGCUGGACGAACUGGAAAAAGACAUGGGAGAGAUUCUUGAACGAAUCCACCUGAUACCUUCAACAGGAGAAGCGGUAGACGCCAGCACUAAUAUUGAAGCCAUCAAAAGGCAGCUCAACUCUCUAGAAAUAGAUUUUGAAAACGUUAUAGAAAAUAUAAAGAAAAUGACAGAAGAAAAGGCUUCUAAAGACCACGCAAUAGAUGUUCUUAUCGAGCAGAUAGAGCUGCUCAAGACCAUAAAGGCAGACAGAGAAGAUUUGGAAGACGCCCUAGCGGACAAAGCAGAUGCAUGUCAAAUUAAUCGCAAGGUUUCAUACGAACAAUUUGAUCAAGCUUACGGAGACAUCAACAGAAAUUUGGAAGAAGCCCUCAAUAAGAUAACACAACAAGAAAACCUUUGGACGCAGACUCUGAUGAACAUACAGGGCGAAGUUACCGGCAAGAUGGACAAGAACGAGUUGACACCUCUUCGAGAGUUCAUCAAUAACAAACUCAAAACUCUGCAAGAUAAAUUCAAAGCUCUUUCGGCUAUGAAAAAAGAUCAGGAAGCUGCAGGUACCAAAAUGAGGUUCUUAAGAAACGUUAACUGCAUUUCAUGUGACAAAGAUGUCGUUAUGCGGAGAGAUAUAGAUCCGUCGAUGUAUCCGAAGCCUUACUCGCUGCCUCCUACCAAAAGCAUGGGACCGUAUCUGGCCUACGAACUGGAUCAGUUGAGAAAACAGCAGAAAUGUGUCCCUAGUACGAAAAAUAUGAGCGUUUUUGAAAACGCUCUUCAAACUAGUCGAUCCGCUAAGAGUCCUGAUCAUGUUUGCAAUAGAUACUGUGGUGGAAGCCAUACUGUAACGACACCUCAACAAAGAGUAACCAGAUUAGGGCAUUUCAUGGAACAAUGGGGUCCAGAAAUUGCUCCAGUUAUAGACGCAACUGUGAGAGGCACCGACGGCAAAAUGUACAAGGCCAGAAACGACGAGCACUUAAAGAAACUCGCCUCAGAAAAGCCCCCGAGUUCCCACGGCGAGAGUCCUCCAGCCAUCAUAGUAUCAGAACACGCGUCCGCGUCCACCACGAAGACUAGUCUGAUCAAUAAUCAAGAACCGGAGCCUUUAGAAACUGCCGAGCGACCUGCUCUACCUGAGAUUAAACCGAAGCAUGGUGUUAGAAUAUCAGCAGUCGUCGAAGGAGUGUACGAGGAAUUCGAAAAGAAUCUGAUGGAGAAGACCACUUCAUCGAAAACUGAAGAGUUAUAGAUUCAGCUUUUAUUAAACCAACAUCUCUGUAGUCAAUUGAUUAACUAUAUAAUAUAUUGUCCAGCACUUUUUUAAUAUAA